Messenger RNA from Temnothorax curvispinosus, 1367 nucleotides. RefSeq lists its product as uncharacterized. Gene Ontology annotation, molecular function: sequence-specific DNA binding. Lineage: Eukaryota; Metazoa; Arthropoda; Insecta; Hymenoptera; Formicidae. The record is from RefSeq and is a predicted model, not a curated record. The transcript is spliced from 5 exons. Bases 266 to 1060 code for a protein of 264 amino acids.
CAGUUCUAAAACUAUCAGUUCUUCAAUUUUUAAUUCAGUAUCCUUAUUGUUCAUAAGAUUGUUGAGCUUUUGUUUUGUUGGUGAAUAAAAGGGAAAAAUGUUACGCCAUUAGAGAAGGACGUACGUUGGACGGCUAGUCAUCUUCGUCAGACAUUCGCUGACUUGUAUAUACCAACCAUAACCAAAAACGUUCUCAGCUUUGUCUUUUUAUCCAUUUAUCUCUAUCUCUUGCCGUGCUGUGAUAAAAGAAAUAUCUCUACGGAAAAUGGUUUCAAAUUGUUGCGUUUGCGGAAUCGAAAAGGGAUCUAUGCAGGAUUUGAAUUACUCGUUUCACAGGUUUCCGAAAAACGAGGAUUUAAGGUUGAAGUGGUGGGAAGCUAUAGGAAGGAAGGUAUAUCGUACUGCUUACAUAUGUAGCAAACAUUUCAAGGCGGAGGAUUUUAAAAAUAAAGAAGAUCUCAAUUUAAUAAGGAAUAUAUUAAAACCUUCCGCGGUUCCUAGCAGACAUAUUAAAUUCAGAGAAGUUAAAUUUGAAUUUGUUGAUCCCUCAUCCGAUGAUAAAGAUAUUUUAACUGAUGAUAAAGAUAUUUUAACCGACAAUGAGGACAGAAAUGAUGAAAGUUGUGAAUCUCUUAACUUGGAGCAUGAAAAGUAUAUUGUUCAAAAUGGAUCUUGUGAUAACAGGUUGCAAGUUAAUGAAUGGAGUAUAUCCACAAGUAUCGAUAAUCCGACGAGUAAUAAUAAUCUGACAAUUAAGACAACUCAUCCUGACAAUGAAGCAACGUUAAGCUCUACUGCUAGUCAAGCAAAGGAAAGAAAAAUUAAAGAUGACACCUUAAAACCACGAAAAAAGCAACGAUAUCAAAAUGGUAUCUUAGGAAUCGUGAGAAGAGAGGAUUUUACAGAUGAAAACGCAUGGUUCAAGUUUCAAAAAUAUAUCAAUAGGGUUAAAAUCCAACAUAAACACUUAUCGCAGAAGAAUCGGAAGCUUCAGUAUGAAAUAAGCAUUUGUAAGGAGCUUUUGAAGAAGCAAUUGUCUGAUGACGAUCUAGAAAUAUAGAGAUGCAGACACGGAUUCCAUCAAUUCGCAAUUUACGAAAUGAUUUAACGAUAUUGCAAGUGCAAUAUUACCAUGCCAAUGACUACGUUUAUAGUAUAUUUUCUAAUAAACUGUUUGGGAUUAUAUAGAUAUACAUCUAUAGUGCCAAUUGUUAAUGUAACAUAUUGCGUAAGUGUAAACUCUGCUAAUUUAUGUUGAUGUUAUAUUAAUAAUUGUUAUUCUACAUCACUAACGAGAUACAGAUUUAUCAAUGCAGCGAAAUAUAAUAUUUUAAAGAGAUAUAAUAUGAGCCUUGUCAACUUGAAAU